AUGGAUACACAAAUGUCAGAUGCCGAUUUCCCCUCUGCAUCGCCCCCUCCCCUCCUCUACUGCGACUACACAGACUGGUCUCCCUCCCUCUACAUCAUCCCGUCCGUCUACCUGCUCGCCUUCCUGGUCGGUUGCCUCGGCAACAGCCUGGUGCUCUGGGUCUACCUGGACCGAGCUGAGGGGAGGAGAACGAGGACCGGAGGUAAACACCAAACCGGGGUUAGAAAGUUCUGCCGCAGCAUCUUCUUCAGAAGCCGUCAACAGAGCACUAACACAGCAGGCAGAGUUCAGCAUGAGUGUAUUCUCCAGAAAAACAAAGAAAGCAGUGGAUUAUCCUCAAGGCAAAACUACAGACCCUCGUCGGACACCUCCAACUCCUCCUCCUCUCCUCCCUCCUUCCCUCGUCCGUCUCGCUCGCUGACAGACUCUCUGAUUGCCAGCUUAGCUCUAGCUGACCUUUGCUUCCUUGUGACUCUCCCUCUGUGGGCCGUCUACACAGCUAUGGGCUACCACUGGCCCUUUGGGCAACCCCUCUGCCAAGUCAGCAGCUUCCUCACUGCUCUCAACAUGUAUGCCAGCGUGUUCAGCCUGAGCAUGCUCAGUGUGGAGCGGUACUGGGUCCUAACUGGACGCAGACACUCCAGCCACCAUGCCCCACAGAGCUGCCCCAGCAGGGCAUUGUGGGUCCUCGGUGGGGUGUGGGUGCUGGCUGGGGUGUUGGCACUUCCGGGUUUGCUGCUGCGCUCCGUCAGAGAGGUGGAGCCUGAAAACGAAUAUGAGGAUGAUUGGCAGGUAGAGCCGGCUGACUCUGUACCCAUGUUCCUCUCCUGCCAGAUGGAUUACUCCAUGCUGAUUGGAGCAGAGCUGGACGAGGCAGAAAAAGAGAGGGCAGAGAUGUGGUGGACCGCUGCCUUGAGUCUUAAAUCCACUCUAGUUGGCUUCCUGCUCCCUCUUGUCAUCCUACUGGUCUGCUACUGCUCACUGGCCCAGCUCCUCAGCAGACAUUUUGGACGGGGCCCUCGUCCUGACCGCAGACGGCAGCGCAGACUUCUCAGGGUCAUCGUCACGUUAGUGCUGGCUUUCUUCCUGUGCUGGCUGCCUCUGCAUGUGAAUAAAACAGUAUCCAUGCUUCUGGAGUUUGGUUUUGUCCCCUACUCCUGCUCUUUAGAUCAGAUUCUGCUGGCUGCACACCCCUAUGUCACCUGUUUAGCUUACCUCAACUCCUGCCUGAACCCUCUCCUCUAUGCCGCCUGCGACCCCUCAUUCAGGAAGAGAUGCAGAGGAGUCAUUCUCAUGUUGUGCAGGACGAAGAGAAGAGGAACAGAGGGAGGGGAGGGAAAAAAGGAUGAAGGAGAGGAGGAGAAAGAGGAGAGGGGCUCAGCUUUCCCUUCCAGAACACAGGAGGAGACAGCGGACAGGACAGAGGAGGAGGAGGUGGUGGGGGAGGUGGGUGUCAUGGUGGCCGAAGGGUGA
Molecule: messenger RNA, 1473 nt
Organism: Limanda limanda (common dab)
Lineage: Eukaryota; Metazoa; Chordata; Actinopteri; Pleuronectiformes; Pleuronectidae
Gene: aplnr2
Product: apelin receptor 2
Exons: 1
Coding region: 1-1473 (490 amino acids)
Biological process (GO): G protein-coupled receptor signaling pathway; immune response
Cellular component (GO): membrane
Molecular function (GO): G protein-coupled receptor activity
Source: RefSeq, a predicted model, not a curated record